AUGGAUGCAGAUGCCAGCGGAAUCAAGAGACGCAAGACAGCGGCCACAUUUGCAUUACUGAAGAGACCACAUAGAACAGCUCGUGAGAAGAGCGAAUUUGUAAGCAUGGAAGUUGGUAUGCGCGAGUUCAAGAAACGUCUUGCUUCCUCAGACUUGAAUGACGCAAGUGUUGCAGAUAUUAAUGUAGUUGAAGAUCUGACGCAAAAAAUUAAAACUAAUGAUGCGAGAAAUUUAUCUUCUCGAAAAACGGUCGCGAAGAUCGCAACGACAAAUGGGAAGAAGGUGGCCGCGAAAAAGAAGGUGGCCGCGAAAAAGACGGUGACCGCAACUAAGUUAUUGACUAGAAAGCCAAUGGUGGAUAAAAGAAAGACACCAUCAAAGAGAACAAGGAAUACCGCGGCAAAAUUAACUCUUGCCGAGGUGAAAGCGCAGCUGGAACAGGAGCAGAAAGACAGAGUUGAGUAUCGUGUUCUGACGCUUCAACGUGAUACGAAACCUGUUGCUAGGUCACCAGCUUCAAUCGGUGCACUUAAUCCUGCUGUUAGUAAGACAAAUCCUGAUCGUGCUGUAAUUAUGAACACGUCUGCAAAUAUCGACUCGAGUAUUGCUGUGCAGUCACAUAGCACACUUUACAACUCGGUAAUUAAGGUAGAAUCGACAGCAACGGUCACAAAUUCUGAUGAAACAAAUUAUCAUUUUGCGAAUUCAGAAGCAAAUUUGUCAUGUGCUGUUCCCGCUUCAAGCCUUUGUGCAGCCGUACAAUCGGCAAAGCUGGUUAAUAAAACCUUUAUUUCUGAUGAUACGGAAGAAGAUUUUAUGUUUGCUAUGGUGCUUGACGAGGUGGAGCAGAAGCUUGCAUCGCCUCCAAAAAUACAUUCUAGCAGUAAAAAUGUGGCGGCCACAGAUUCUAUUGCUGUAGCUCCAAACAGCUUUCAGGCGUCUGAAGCUACGACUUAUCCCGCUUCUAUCAUAGGUACCGAACCGCAGAUAGAAAAGCAGCCGAGUCAAUUCGAAAAUACUUCUUACCAACAUAGGUCGGUUGCAGUUGUGGAUAAAAUGCUUAAUGGCGAUGGAGUGCUUGGGGUGCUGGAAGAGAUGGAUCGCUUAAGACGCGAAAACGAUUAUCUUAGGCGGUCUAACGAGCUUCUUCAAACUGCAGUAAGGAUACCAGAGUAUUCAAUUAAAAAGUGCGAUAAGCUAGAUCUUCUCGACCAAUCAACGAUCCACAGCCCGACAAAUGAGAUCUUGCAGGUAUCUAGAAAUUCUGCUUUGGUCUCUGCGGUCCUUCCAUCGACCAGGUGUCACAGUGACCAGGAUAUAAAAAUCGAAGUGUCCGCAAGGAAAAAUGAUCAAAAAUCGAGAUGUGGAACGAUUCUGCACUCCGCCGAAACACAAAGCAACAAUAUAGAAACACAGGGUAAAACUUAUCGAGAUAUACAUCGGGAUGUCGAUACAUCCGAGAAAAAAACUUUCAGUGACGGCCCUUAUAAAGGUGGCACAAUAGAAAUGCCUCUUGCUGAUCCAGAUCACAACACAUGCAAAGGGACUGAUCUGCUUAAAGUCGAAUUUUGCGAACUACCAUCGACAAAUUUGUCUGGCCCUUCUUUGGAUAUUCAAAUUAAGCAUGAACAUGACUGUAAACAAGAAAUUGACAAUAUACAACAAGCACCUUCAGUGGAACGUCGUGAAUCGAAUAUUCAGCCUGAAAACCGCAUAAUAUUUGCCAAGGAUGGAAGUGAUGGAGAUCCAAUCCAAGUUAAUUGCAAAAGGCAAGUAAUCGAGAAAGAUGAGCAUACUGAUCAAGAUGCGGACACAGAGGAUAUGAUUUCGGGAACCAUGACGUUCAACCGAGAAAUUUGUGCAGAAUUUCAAUCUAAUCACGAAAUACAGAUGGUUGCUUGUGAAGAAGAGUAUGGCUCAGAGAAUCACACAUUUAUUAUUGCUCAAAUUGAUGAAGAGGUGGCUAUAACACAGUCAUCGUUUAGUCAUCCCGCUCCAAAAGUGUUACUUUGCGAAGCAUCGACAAAUGCGCCAGCAAAUAUCAAGCGAAAAAUUAUUUCGAGCACAAAAGAUUUAAAGGCCGAAAUUGCUUGUGAAGAUGGAGAGAAAGCUGCGGGCGGCCAAAUUUUCAAACGACAAGACGCUACCUCCCUUUCAUCAUCAUCCGCAUCUAGUACGGACGUUGAAGAAGGCGAAAGCGAUGACACGUCCAGCUCGAACGUCCUAGAGGCUGCUUUGGAAGCUAUUAGAAGUGACCCUGGCCGAAAGCACCGAAUGCCGUCAUCUGAAACUAAUAAAGUUGAAAUUAAAAGUGAAACAAUCUUUCCAGCAUCAAAGACGUCAACAUCAAUCGCAACCUUGACGUCGCCUUUGAUUUCAACACAAAAAGAAAAUUAUAAGAGCACAGGAUUUUCUUCAAAUCUCUCGAAGAAAGUUGAAAAGGGGAAAUGCUCUUUGCUUUGGCCAGCGCUAAACGAAUUUUACGAUUUUUUGCUGAGGAUGUCAGCAAAUUAUGACGUUCGGUCCGAGAAUACCAAUAUCCAUCUCUCCCAAUAUGCCAGUGGGAAACUCCCUUCUCGAUACACAAGCAUUGAGGACUAUUGUAACGCACAGCAUGGGGCAAUUUUAGAAGAAAUGGCAGCAUCGGUUAGUACUUCAAUGACUGCAGGAGUUAAUGAAAGUUUUUAUCCAAUUCGGCAUUUGUCUCUCGCAUCUGUGACACCAUGUGGAGAACAAGGGAUGUCUGCCUUAUCAGCUGGGCUGACUUUAGGAGCAAUUUUCACUGAGAGUGGUUUUUGUGGAAACGCAUCCGGUAACGAGUACAUCCUUACGUUUAAAAAUUCUGCUGGUUCUAAUUUUGUGAUUGGAGAUUUGGUAAUUCUGCGCUCGCCUCGCUGGAAACAUCACCAAAUUCGAAGUUUUGGUGUUGUCCUGUGCGACUCUGUGGUCGCAGUUGGAGUUUCUAGGGGCAAGAGUGAAUUAUCAAGAGAGAGUGAUCAGAUUUGUGUUCUCAUUCGCGUUCAAAGAAAUGGUCAAAAUGAUGGCAUGGAGAGUUUCAAUUUGCUAAUAAAAAGAUGUCUCUUAAAUCAGCGUGGUUCUAACUGGCGAUGGUCUUUGCAGCAAGUACACAAUACGACCACAAGUGCUCGCGAGUUCCAGGCAAUUAAGGCAGUAUCGUAUUUGUCCAACGAUCUAAAGCAAGUUUUAGUAAGCGGAAAUUUAUCGUCUGUCUCUAACGCGGAUGAGAAGAAUGUUGCAAUGGCUUCGAUGCUUUUGCCAUGCAUGCUGAAACACCUGAAUGAGCACUAUAAUUACUCACAAGUGCGGGCCAUUCUUGGGUGCUUGGGGGAAGACAAGAGGGUGAUUAUUCAAGGACCGCCAGGUACAGGUAAAAGCAAAACAAUUUUGGGCCUUCUUUCUGCUCUGCUAGAUGGUGCUGGUAUAUCUUCGCUACGUAAAGCAAAGGGCACUUCUCGAAUUCGCGCGGGAGCGUCGUUAAAAAAAACACCCACAGUGGUGUCGAAAUCAGCAGAUGAAACUGUUAUUCGUGUUCUUGUGGCUGCACCUAGUAAUGCUGCCGUCGAUGAACUCGUUUUACGGGUGCUAAGUGAAGGUUUGUAUGACGGUGAAAAGGGUUCCUUUUACCGUCCACGUAUCGUGCGCGUCGGUCGACCAGAAUGCAGUCAACAACUUUCGGGUUUAGACGCGGCUCGAGAAAUAGGUGGGAGCGAGAAGAAUCGCACAAAAAUCAAAAAGUACGCUUGCGGGGUGGAAAAAGUCUUACUAGAAAAUUUGGUAUCAGCACAUCGCAGCGCUUUUUCAACCAUGAAGGAGGCGCGCCAAGCGAUUAUUAAGAACGCACAGAUUGUGUUUUGCACACUGAGCGGUGCGGGAUCCGUGGCGAUGUGUGAGUUCAAACAGAACUUUGAUGCACUAAUCAUUGAUGAAGCUGCUCAGGCUGUAGAAGCCAGCGCACUUAUUCCUUUCAAGUUCAGACCGCAACGAGUUGUUCUGGUUGGCGAUCAUCGACAACUUCCAGCCACGGUUAUCUCUCAAAAGCUCGUGGCAAUGGGCUACGAUCGUAGUUUGCAGCAGAGACUGGUCGAGAACGGCUCGCCGGUACUGCUGUUGACUCAGCAGUAUCGAAUGCAUCCUGAGAUCGCCAAAUUUCCGUCGACCUAUUUUUACAACGGGCAGCUUGUACAGGAUGAAAAAGUGUCCGAAUGGACUACGCAGGACUACCAUGCCGAUUCUACCUUCAAGCCAUUGCUGUUUUAUGAUGUGCAAGGAGUUCAGAGUCAGGUCAGUGGGUCCACUUCAUUGCGUAACAUGAGCGAGGUUGAAGCCAUUAUUCAGAUCAUUCGACGCCUUAUCAUUCGAUUCCCUUGCACUGACUGGAAUAAGCGCAUCGGUGUCAUCGCUCCUUACAAGCAGCAAAUCGUCGAAGUUCGUGAGGAAAUGAAGAAGUUGGAGGCAGAAUUCAGUUGCCGGCUUAGUGUAGAGGUGAACACAGUGGACGGCUUCCAAGGUCGCGAGAAAGAGAUUGUCAUUUAUUCUUGUGUUCGUACAUGCCACGGUGGCCUUAGAAAAAAAAAACGGCGUCGUCAUGGAAAAGAAGUGAAGGAAGCCCUUGAUGCUUUUUGGGCAGACGAGCGACGGAUGAAUGUUGCUAUCACUCGCGCUAAGAGCAGUUUGUGGGUCGUCGGUAAUUCGACGUUGCUAAAACAUAGUGUCGCGUGGCAAGCUUUCAUCCAACAUGCAAAAGACCACAAGAGAUACAUCAAGAAUAGUGAUCAUAUCCCUUCCGCUGCUGCUGGCUCUUAA
This is a messenger RNA of Plasmopara halstedii, 4824 nucleotides long. RefSeq names its product helicase sen1. Bases 1 to 4824 code for a protein of 1607 amino acids. Lineage: Eukaryota; Oomycota; Peronosporomycetes; Peronosporales; Peronosporaceae. Gene Ontology annotation, molecular function: helicase activity. The transcript is spliced from 2 exons. The record is from RefSeq and is a predicted model, not a curated record.